UGGCGUCGCUGCGGGGUCGGAGUGGGGACUGAGGCUGAACGUGGAGUGGAGCCGCUCCCUGAGAACAUGAUGCCCGGAGAAUCCCGUUCACAGGCGGCUGAGGUGGUGGCGGACGCUGUGACCGCGGGCUCAGCCUCCUGUAUGAACUGUGACACCUUACAACAGAAUUUAAAUGAAUAUGUAACUGCAUUAAUUGCACUAAAACAAAAAAUCAUUGACACAGACCAUGUUCUCACAGAAUACCAAAAAAAGUGUGAUGAACUUCAAAAAACAGAAAGGGAUUGUAAAACACUUCGAGAUCAACUGGAUGAGCUGUUGCAGAAAUUUUCACCUCUGGAAAAAUGCAAGGAAGAAAUGGAUGCCAUGAGGGUAGAACUGGAAGAAAAGAGGAGCUCCGUCAAAAUGUACCAGCAGACCCAUUUGGAAUUCAACGAAUUGCAGCAAGAACAGAUAAGAAAUGAUGCUGUGAAGAAGAAAUUGGAAAGCCGAGUAAAAAGACUGGAAGAAACAACAACAAAACAAAAUGCAGAAAUAAAGCAAUUGAAAAAGGAGAAGACAACAUUGGAAAGAAAUCUGAAGAAAACUCAGGAAAAACUGAUGCUACAGCAGAAGAACGGUAUCAAAGUUUUGAAAGAUGCACAGACACAGAAUGCCGUGCAGGAAGUACCAAUGAAAAUUGAUACAAAUAAAGUAAAAGUGUUAUUGGAAGAAAUAUGGAUGUGUAUUGAAAAGCCUAAUGUACAAGAGAAGCCAAACAAGAGCCCAGGCAAGAAAGGACCUUCACAGAAGAAAUGUAAGACCCUUAGAAGCAGUUUAAGUAACCCAAAUCACAGCAGUCUCCUGGAAACUCCAGAGCUGCCAACAUCCUCACCCCCACAUCAGCUGGAGUGUGACCAAGAGAAAAACAAACUCUCAAAGAUGGAUGAGAGUUUGACUGAUGAAGGAUUGCAAAGCAAUGAUGAUAGUGCCUUCCAUGAUGACAAAACUAUAGAAUUGACUAGACAGAAAGAUCCUGAUGACAGUCCAACUGGUUCAAGUACUGAUACUGACGGUGGUGAUGAUGAUGAGCAAGAUGCUUUAAGCCGACAACUUCAAGAGAUACUUGACUGGACUGAACCUCUUCCUCCACAGCUGUCUCCGCUGCCAUGUUCCCCUUCAUAUAAAAAGCAAAACUUAUUUGGAGAUAUUACAGAUUCAAGUGAUGACGAAAGUAGUAAUCUUCCCAGAAAGAGCUGUAGUGAAAGUGUUCUGGAGAUUGAUCAACUGUAUAGUUCUGGAUGCACCGAUGCGCCGAUAACUGAUGAAGCAUCUAUGGCGGAAGCAGGCAUUUCAGCAAGAAUGGUUGGAGAAUUAUCUGCCGAGAAAAUGGAUUGUUCUGAGGCAGAAACUGAAGGCCUGAAUGAGCACUGUUUGAAAAAAGCUGAAGUAGAGGCUGAAAUGUCAGAUCCUUAUUUGAUUGUCAAAGAUGCUCAGUGUAGAAAUGAGAAUAACAUGGAAGUUCAGUUUUUACCUGAGGAAACUCAAACCAGAGCUCCAGAAAUGUACAAUGUUAAGAAUCUGACAUCUCCACAACACAAUUACAAUGAUGGGAUGCAGGGGGAUGAUACUACAGAAAGUUCAAAAGACAAUGUGGUUUUAGUAGUAUCUAAUCUUAAAACAGUGGAACCAGAACUUGAUAGGUCAAAGCCAUGCAGCAGAGAAGAAUGUGGAGCAGAUACUUGUGUUAAAGAAGUAGAAAAUGAGGAGCUUGUACCAGAAAAAGCCAGUGCUUUUGGACAGCUUGGUGCAACCUUUGAAGCAUUGGAGAUGGCAGAAAUUAAUUGUAAUAGUUUUGCAUGCGGCAGUCAAAGAGGCGAAUGUACACUAGCUUCAAUGCUACCCCCUGAUUUGGAGCACACCAUAUCAGAAUCUGUGACAAAGGAGCAAAUUGGCACCACCACUGUGGAGGAAGUAAUAUCAUUUUCCCAGCUUAACAGUAAAGUGAUACAUGGUGUUGCUGAGGAUAAGUCAACUGAAUACAUUCCUACUGGGCAAAUGGAGAUAGAGGAAAACAAUUGCAACCAUUUUAUACCUGACAGACAAAAAGGGGGAUGUACACAGACUUUGUUGCAGCCAACUGACGUGGUGCUUCCUCAAGCAGAGUCACUGACGAAAGAGCAAAAUCUUAACAAAAUGCAGGAGGUAACACCGUCAGCUGAGGUUUACUGUUUUACGGAAACUGCUGUUUCUCGAGAACAGUCCAAGAACUGCAUUUCUACAGGGUGUACAGAGAUGGAGGAAAUUAAUUCUGGUACUUCGACAUCUGAUAAUGAAAAAGAUAAAUGCACACUGUCUCCGGUGCCAGCCUCUGAUUUUGAGCAGACCCAAACUGAAUUUCAUGCAGAAGAGCGAAGUGGACUUGACAAAAUGCAAGAGAUAGCACCGCCAUCUGAUUUUGACUAUUCUAUAGAAACCAGCAUAUCUCAGGAUAAGUCAAAGAACUUUGUUUUUACAGAUGAAACAGAGAUGGAUAAUAUUAAUUCUAUUAGUUUAAUAUCUGAUAAUCAUAAAGAUAAAUGCAUAUUGACUUCUGUGGUGUCCAAAGAUAUUGAAGAGUUUGUAGCAAAAGAGCAAAAUGGACUUGACAGAAUACAGGAGACAGCUGUACUUGGCAAGACUGACAAUUCUGUCAUAUCUGAUGGUGCCAAGGACCAUAUUUGUACUGGAGGUGUGGAGGUAAAGGACGUAGAUUCCAAAAAUUCUACUCCUGGUAGUCCUAACAGUUCAGAACAGGAAUGUAUUCAACAUGACAAUUCAGUCUUAAUAAUAAAGGAGAAAGACAGUAUCAACAAACUGAAGGAGGUCAUUUCACUUGAAUGUUCCAUGGUAGCUGACACCACUCAAGAGAGUUCCACUUACAGUAGGGAUAUGGAGGUGGAUGAAGUAGAUUUGAACGGUUCUACAUCUAACAGAGAAAAAGAUGAAAAUAUAUCAACCUUACUGCCAGUCGGUACUGAGCUGACCCAAGCAGAGUCUACAAAAGGUCAAGAUUAUCUUAACGAGGUGGAGCAGGCUUCUCCACUUGCUGAGCUGGACAGUUCAGUGAUAUCUGGUGUUAUUCAGGAUGAGUGCAAAGGCUACCGUUUUACACAAGUUGUGACAAUGGAGGAUGAUAGUUCCAGUGAAUCUGCAUCUAUUGAAUGUACAUUAAUUUCAGUGGAGUCUUCCAUUGAAGAACUUGAAACCAAGCCAAUAAAUGAGUAUGACACCAAAACAAAAGAUGGAUCUCCAUUUCUUAAACCAGACUCUUCUUUUGUGGUAACUAAUUUUGCUCAGGACAGAUCUACAGGCUAUACUUCUACUAUGGAAACCUCCAACAAAUGUGAAAAGCUGAGUUUCCUUUCCACAUGGUCAGAAUCAACUGAAGAUAUUGAAAAGGUAAUGUACACGGUUCGUGAAAGUCCAGUGGAUAAGUGGAAUGGAGGAAAAGAUAAGUUGGUGGAAAACGAAAACAGUGAUAUAGGAGAGAUAAACAAUCAUACUCUAAAGUUGUCAGGAGAAUGUUUGUCUUCCGAUCAAAUUGCCACACAGUUUGAAAUUAAUACUUAUUCAACUCAAUCCACAAAUGCAGAUGUGUUACAGGACAGUGUUAGGGAAGAAGAUUUUGUGGAAGUUGGGCAAAACAAUGCAUGUGAUACUUUAAAUAAUAAUAUAGCAGAAUCUGAAGAAAAUGCAAAUUCAAAAAAAAGUGAGGAUACACAUUUGAAAAGUAGAAAGUUGCCUGGUAAUGAGAUUCAGCUGCCACUUCAGGAACCUGGCACUGCCUCAACUCAGAUAUGUGAGACGAAUCCACAAAACUCUGAGGCAGAAGUCUCAAUGUUGGUUAGAAAAAUCAAAAGAAAGCAAUGGCAUAGAAAGAUUCUAACUCCCCAGGGAGAAACACCAGAAUCCAUUGAUCAAAAUGUGGUUGAAGAUGAAAUCAGAGCUGAAGUUUCCACGCCUGAAAAUUUGAACCAUGAGCUCAAAGUUCAGGCUGGAAAUGAGAAACUUGAAACUGAACAUCACACCCUCUCUGUUAAUGGCCAUGUUACUGUUCAGUGUGCUGAACUGCCUUUUGAUUCUAAAAGUGUAUCAGAAUCUAAUGAAACUGUUUGUAAUAUCGAAUGCAUAACAAAUGCUAAGGAUGAGUCAACAGCCACCCAUCCUGACUGCAUUGAGAGUAAACUGAUGACUUUGGAUGAAGAUUUUCAACAAGAUGUCUGUCGAACCUCAGUGUGCAAAGCAAAUGCUGACACAAAUAUGAAUUCUGAAAAUGUAGUUGAAAAUGGCAACAAUACUAUGUCAGUAAGAUGUGAAGCUUCAGCUUUAGAUUUAGAUACCCCUCCGCUAAAAGUUUUCAACAAUGAGCCUCUUUCAGAAUUGAGCCCUAACACUGACGAGUUGUUAGAAUGUACGCAAACAGAAAAUAAAAAUUUGGUGAAAAAUAAUUUGCUACAAAAUGAACCAGAAGUUGAGGAGAAAUUGAAAAACUCUUCUGAAGUCGGUUCCAAUCAAGGCAGUAUAUGCAUAAAAGAGCAGUUUGGCAUCCAGAUAAAAAAGAAUACCAUUGGAAUUGCAGACGAAAUGUCCAAUUGCAUCUCAAGUGUAAAAAAGGUGAAUAAUUCAACAAAUACACCUAUAGAGGGAACCUCCAGUCAUAAAUCUCUUGUGCAAACAGUAGACAGUUCAACACAAACUGAAAAUGAUGGUUCACAAAUAAUGCUAUACACUAGCAGUGAUCUAUUUGCUGCAGCUAAGUCUGUUCCUCAGAUGGACAUUGUUGAAGAAGGUGAAGUAGGAACACCAAAGUCAAAACGACAUUUGAGUUAUUGUGAUCUGUGGAAUCCAUCAUUUCCUGAUGUUCCUUCAGACCAUCGGAGACCCAUUCACACAGUGGCAUUACAUGAAGAAGGGGCAUUAUUUGAAAGUACAGUUGACAAUUCAGUGGAUAUGGAGUCAUUUGGAACUUCAGAAUGUGAGCAAACGCCUAAAAAGACUGCGAAAAGCAAAAAAAUGCAAUCGUGUAGAAGAUUGCCAACUGCUUUGACAGAAGGAAAUGGAGAUGUGCAGCAAAAUGACAUUUUACAAAAGUCAAAUAUACAGUCCACCUGCAAAAGUCGUGUAGUUUUAAGAAGAAACAAAAGAGGUUCAAAUCCAGACAAUCCACCUGUACAAGCCAGUGCUGACACUUCCGCUCCAGUGUUAUGCACGCAAGAGAUCCAUCAAGUAAUGUUAGAAAUGGGAAAACCCCUGCCACCUCUGCUGCCACCACUUGUAGCCACACCUCCAAGAACUGCAAGAGCUGCAAAACCAAUGUCCCCUCUUAGCACAACAUCUGGUGUAGCCUCUCUGUGCUCCCCUGCAGAUGAUUUGGCUUCUCCUUCAAAAGAGACCUCAAAGGCUGCUUCAGUUUCACCUCCUUUGGAUUACAAUCAACGAAAAUCUCCCUCACUGCACUCGCCAUCCCCAUUAGAAUUUGCAAGAACUGAAAGAAUCCAAUCUUCCCCAUUACAAUUUUGCACUGCGACUCCAAAACAUGCUGUUCCUGUGCCUGGGAGACUACCUCAGUCUGCAUCAUCAACUGGUGGUUCAGCUUUACCUCAAGAGAACUCUGUAAAAAUUCUGGAUGCUAUGUAUCCCAACCUCUCUGCCCGUGCAAGAACUUUAAAUAUUCUCCGUGGAAAUGUUCAGCUCAGUAUCCGUGGCCCUGCAGAUAGUGAGAACCAAGCUGGGGCUGUGAAUCAAAUCAUGGGAUUCAAAGCAAUCAAUUCUGCUGCAACUGCAUUUGUGAAAGCAGGAAGCAAUACCAGAUCAGAAGGCACAAAAACUGAUGAAAAAGAUUUGGAGCAGCAACAGCCAGCUGUUGCUCGCAUAUCAAGUACUGAGGAUAAACCUAAAAAAAACCAAAUGGCUACCAAAAGAAGUGCAGAAGGUGAUGGAGCAGGAAAGGCAAAGAGACUGAAAGCAGAAAAUAAUUGUCAGAAUGAAGAUAUUACUACUGAUUUAAUCACCCCACAAGAGUCCUCAACUGUAAAUGUUAUUGACACAACCAAACCACUUUUCAAUGGGCUAGUCGAACAGACAACUGGAUAUAAAGCUGAACUUGAACAUUUCUCCCAGCCUCUUGAAUCUAUUAAUUCAAGUGACGAGGCUAUAGCCAGUGCCUUAAUGAAAAUUACUAAAUCUUGCUUUGACCUACUGCCAGUUAUUCGCAGCCAUGUGUUUGUUGGGAAUAUUCCUCAGAUCCCAGUAUUGCGUGAUGAAGAGAAGGAAGUGAUUUUUGAAUUGAAUGGCAAUAAGGAUUUGACAGAAGCUUUACUGAUGGCUAUCAUCAAGAAACUGAAGGCUGAGCAAACAACCCUUGAUGGUAACUGUCUUCAGGCACUUUCUCGAGUUUAUGUUGCAAUCUGCCGACAACAAGGAGAUCUUGAAAGAGCUCGCCUCCUUUCUUACAGUAUCUUAAAGGAAGACUUUCCAGAUUCAAGCAAACUGUUGUUGCUCAUCUUAAGUGUUUGGCAGAACAUAUUUUCUACGCAAGGACCAGUUAAUAAAGCUAUGCAAGCUGUUGCCAAGCAACGUGCCAAAGGAGAUGUUCUGAAUUGUUUGAAUGCAUACCUCAAUUGGGAAAAGAAUCCACCUCUAGAUGUUAGCUCUUUGGUUUCAAGUUUCCUUAUAGCAAUGCAGCAGAGUCCUAAAGUGAGAUUCCAAAUAAGUAAUGAAUACGGAAUGGAUUUUAAUGGAGAUAUGUGGGAGCUGAUUUAUGCUAUAGAUCUGCUGUGUUCUCAACAGCCAUGGACAUGGACACACAACUGCUUCAUAAGGAAGGAGGUCUGGCCUGUGAUGGAUAAGUGGAUGAAACACAGAAAAGGACAGAAUAGUAUUCUAUGCAUUCGGGAUGUCACAGUUGCAGGCAUCAUGAGACUUAUUGGACACCUGGGUCAGCAAGGACUGAAGAAAGAAUCUUCAGUAGCUGUAAAAAACAUGGCUGCAGUGAUAAACAAGUUCCUCGAACAGGCUUUUCAAGAAGGUGUCCCAUGGCCUGUACAGUUAUCAGCAGUUUAUGCAGUUUAUGACCUAGCUCCUAGUAAUCCUGAGGGAGCCCUAGAGGCCCUACAUACAUGGAAAGCAUCAGUAACUGAACUAAUCCCUUCUGCGGCAAGCAACUGCCUAAUGGAACUGGAGAUUCUUUGUCAAAGAUUAAAUUCUGAAGUAACGAAUCCAUGAGGUGCAUCCAGCAAGCUCUUGAGAUGAAAAAUUUGUCAACCAGAGAUGAUCACUGUUGGGAAACUGAUGUUCAAAAAAUGUGUUUUCAGUUGGAGGUAAUAACCUGUACCUUACAAUACCUGAUAAUUAAACCAGUGUACAGUAGAUAUUAACAGUUCUGAAUAUGGCAUUAGUAUUAAACCCACUCCCUCUGCCACCCCCCACCCCCCAGAAAAAGCGUUUUCUUAAUGCAAAGAUUGGAAUUAAGUUUUGACACAUCCUGGAAUUGUGAUGCUGUGGUUUACCUGAAAAUGGAGAUAUAUUUACAGUAUAAUUUGUCAAGGAUAUCUAUAAAUUUUGUGUUAAACCUCACUUUUCUUCAGAUUUUUUAAAAAUUCUGUGCCUAAAACAGAAAAGAUCAGACCACAUUUAUGAUAAUUAAACAUUUCUAUGAAAAGUUCAGCUUGUUGCAAUAAAUUUUCAGAUUGCAGGAGUUCAAAACUUGUUUUGAUUGAGAUGCACAAACACGAGAUUGUGUUUUUAAAAUGUUUUAAAUUGGCUAAUCAUUGAAAGUCAGGUGCUCCUUGACAAGUGCUGGAAGUCAGGAUUUCAAAGUGAACCUUAAACCAUAAUCCUGAAAAACUGUGAAUGCUUGUACAUAAAAGGAUUUUUUUCAGAUGCUUAACCUACUGUAGAAGUCUACCAUUCCUUAUUUUUAUUUUGGGUAGCCAGCAUUUGCAACCUUUUUAAAUCUUAGCCAUUCCCCCAGUGUUUUAUUUCGCAGCAUAAACAAUGCUGAUUAUGACCAUAAUAUGCAUUAUUGAAAACAAAUCAUUAUUGGCCAGGUCAGGGAUGUGAGGGGUGUGCUGUACAAAAUCAUAUUAUUCACUCUGCAUCUUUGAAAGAGUACAGUUCUAACCGCCUGGGUCUGGUGAGUUGCAGCACAACAAUAUGCUGCUCUUUCAGUCUCACUAAUCUUUUUUGUUGAUUAUAUGUCAUAUCUUCCCCUAUCAUGAUCUUGAACACCCAUAGAAUUAUUGAAUCUUAAAACAGAGUGGCCAUUUAACCACUGAGCUGAUUCUUUGAACGAGGCUAUCCAAUUAACCCCACAUCCCUGGCCUUUCUCCAUAACUAUUAACACUAAUGCCUAAAAAAAAAUCAAGUGAUAGCUACAAAAUUAGGUAAAAAUGUGCUGAGGACUAUGGCCUUCACCCAAAAUUACAAGUCUAGAAAAUAACUUGGGUAAGUGAACAGAGAGAGAGAGAUCAUUUGUUGAAUAGAAACCAAUGGAUAUGCUUUCCUUCUACUGGGAAAUAACUUCAAACCUCAUGGCAACCAAUUUCCAAUCUGGACAUUUUUUUCACCUCUUUUACCCUAGUCAAAGAUUUGGAUAGCUAUAGGGUGCCAUAUCCGGCCAUACCAAGGGAAAAAACUAUCAGCCAGGAAUUUUGCUCUGGAUGAUAUCCAUUGAUUUCCCACUGAAAAGUGUGUGUCAACAGAAUGGCAUUUGGCCCAAAGGGAUUUGAGGGCUACUGAUGAUCUUUGGCACUGUACUCCUCUGAGUAACUGCCCACAGGAGAGAAAGCAAGAAGAGAUGAUUGAGGGUGAGAACAUUUCUGGAGUUAAGGCAUUAUUGUUUCCUUACCAUUGGUGAAGUGUAAUUUACCACAUGUUCCCAAAGCAAUUGACCAUUUGGUAUACAUUUUGUUUUACUAUGUGGACCCAUUAGACAAGCCACACAGCGUUAUUUGCUUUUUCAAUCCUGAAAAAUGUUUCAUACCUUCAGACUUCCUGAGAAUUUCAGGAUGUAUACAGUAAUCACUGGCCAGGGUGCAUCAGGAGAUUUUUUUUUUAUCCUGGUCUCACCACUUGUCACAAAUUAGAAAGUUCAAACUCAGAAAAGAUGACUUCAUCCCCAACUUUCCUGACUUCUUUAAUUGUGCCAUGGGUAAAUGCAUUUCAUAGUACAGCAUGGACUCCUACAGACCAAGACUGUUUCAAGUUUAAUGGUUUGUCUGCGCUUAAUUUAUUAAUUUCAAUGACGAUCUGUUGGCUUCAGUGUCCUUCAUCUGUUGCUGAUCAAUGCUCAGUGAAUUUUAGCUAAAAUGUUUUCACAUACGGCCAAUGCUCAGUGUAUAGACUCAGAAGGAAGAACAGCCCUUGCAUGAUGCAACAGAACUGUAUCUCUAUCAAUCAUUGUCUUUGAAGAAAGGGAGAAAACUGUCAACAGAAAAAAUAUGGGGGUGUGGUGUUGCAGAACAGAAACAAGUAUUUUUGUCCCUUAGUAUCAUCCUUUGCCACCAUCUAUCUGUGUUUCCAGCUGUGUGGUCAAUCAAUGAAAAUGUUAACAUCCUUAGUGUCAGCUCUGUAAAUCGAACAAGUUCCCUGAUGUGAAAUUUGGACAGGAUGGCCGACUGGGAAUUGUGAGAUGUGCACAUUAGUCCACAGUGUAGUAUUUUUGAGGAUAUUGUGAGCAGGCCUAAUGGGAGAGUGUGUGUUAUGUUCUUGCUUAUGUCACAAGUUAAAUUAUUUCCUAGUAUGCCACCAUUCCAAGUGGUAUUUCUGGUUAUGCUGCACUUACAAAUACUGGGCACUUGAAUGGUACAAUAAUAAUAAAAAUCUGGAACUUAAUGAUUUUUUAAAUUAUUUUGCCAGAGCUCAUCUGACCACAGAUUUACUUCCAAAUGAAAAUGACCUUAUUUCACCUCAGACCAUACAUUGUUUAGUGUUGUAUGUUUGUGCUUGUGUACCCUGAUGAUUCAGCUAUAUUUGUUUUUAAAUUGUUGAAUAAGCAAGUCCGAAUUUUUACAGAAAGUAACAAUGUAGAUAUUGUGUUGAGUCCCUUAAGUCCCCAGAUUGGCAGAGGUUAGUUUAAAAUGAUACUUUCUUAUAGCUAUGUACAUAUGGUUAUUCAUAGUGAAAAACGUGAUUUUUUUUCUUCUGUGAAUGCUUGUAAUUAGAUGAAACUUUGUUUCUAAAUAUUUUGUUCCAUUUGGGAAUGUUUAUUAUAUAUAAAAGUCACAGGUGCAAUGUAGGUUUUGGGUUGUGUAAAAAAGAUUACUUGGUUAUAAUGUAUAACACUGUUUUGAGUUUUUUUUAAUAACUUUUUAUACAAAUUCUUCUGGAAUUUUCAUGUGCAACGCAUUUUAUAUUAAAGUAAAAUAUUGAAUCAUG
Carcharodon carcharias (great white shark) is the source of this 10395-nucleotide messenger RNA. RefSeq names its product KIAA0947-like (H. sapiens) (gene ice1). The coding region runs from base 67 to 7242 and encodes 2391 amino acids. Lineage: Eukaryota; Metazoa; Chordata; Chondrichthyes; Lamniformes; Lamnidae. The record is from RefSeq and is a predicted model, not a curated record. The transcript is spliced from 19 exons.